CACUAUAAAAUAUAGAAAGCUGGAUAAGCUAGUAAAUGCGCUAUGAUCUAGGAAUCAUCUUUAGAGUACACACUUGUCGAGUAAGUAAAUAUAAAGAAAAAAUACUUAAGAAUAAAACAAACGCUCAGGACGAUUCAUAGAAUCUAGCUACCGGCCGAGUAACCUCGAGACACAGCAGAGGAGAGCCGUACGCUACCCGAAGAGCAGAACGACGGAAGACACUGUGAUACCCAAAAAAAAAAAAAAAAAACCCCAUUUUUGCGCAUCACUCGUCGGUCAUGUAUAAAAAGGAGUUGUGAAGAAUUAUUAUCACCAUUAGUCACCAUAUAAUAAUAAUAAUAAUAAUAAUAAUAUUUGAGGACGAUGAGCAGGAGGAAGCAGCAGUUGGUGACGACGACAAUAUUGAUCAUCAUUAUCACGAUUGUUCUUAUGGCAGUAGUAAUCAGUGACGCGAAGAUCAUUAACAUUACCAACAAGAUCAGCAGCAAGAAGGCGCUGAUAGUCCACUGUGAGUCGUUAGACGACGAUCUUGGGGCCCUCGCCGUGAGCUCCGACGGCGUCUACCAUUGGGAGUUCGAGGACGAAACCUUUUCCCGGCCGGUGGUUUUUUGGUGCAACCUGGCGUUGGAAGAUGGUCGUCUUUCCUUUGUGGCAUACACUGAAGGCGGUGCUGGGUACGUAGUCUUGGGAUACGAUGUCAACGAAACUGGGAUCUAUGGCCCUGACAUGUUUGAUUUUCAGAGGACAUAUGAUUUGCUUCAUCCAUGGAAGCGAAUUCAGCUCCCUUGAAAUCAAUCCGUCUUUUUUUGUGAUUGUUCUUCGUGAUGAAUAAUGGAUAUGGUUGUGGUGGUGCAUGGUCCGAAUCAAUAGAGAGAUCGUCCUUUUUCUCCUGUUUUGGUCAAGGUUGUUAAUCUGCGGGUUGGACGGAUGAGAUUGACACGGAGCUGGUGGAAAAAAAACGUGCUGUCACAUGCUCGUUUUGAAUUUUAUCUGGAUUCGUCAAAUCUGUACAAACCCGGUAAAAACCGGUUCAACCUACUCCCCCCUGACCCAAUUAAAGCCCAAUACUCACCCUCCUCGACCCAAAGCAAGCAACUCCCUCCCAUCCCAAGCCCAACUCCUCUCCUCCACUCCAUAGUCCAUCCGUCCAAUCCAAUUUCCAGUUCCCCUUCAAUUUCACAGCCGAAUUCGGUUGGGGUGUGGAUGGCUUCGGAACUUCGGUAUAUGCCAGUUCAGUUCGAUUUGAACCGAACCGACCGAUCGCCCAACCCUAAUAUAGGCCCUUCAAGGUGUGGCCAGGGGGUGAUCGACAUACACACCCCAUGGUGUUGUUUGGAGGCCAUCAACCUAGCUAGCACCCCUAUGAUGCAGACUGCAAUACUAUAGGGUAACGUGGUUAAAGGGAUGAUGAAUAUGGCCGAAUUUGAUCAACGCAAGUAGGCCCCAUGGUGUUGUCAGGGGGGGCCAUUAAAAUGCACCCCCUAGUAUGUCGAGAAGGUGUAAAUUUAGCUGAGUUUGGGAAAUGGUGGAAACGUGUUGGCACGUAGAAAAAAAUUUGGCCAGAGUAUGCCGCUCCCGUUGUGGUGAAUUAUUUUUGUCAUUUUUUUUACCUUGGGUGAUCCAGACACGCACCUACAUGUGGUAAGAAGGUCUUCAUGCUGUCAUUUUCUCAACUAACGAGCAAAGCUAAUGAGGAGCUAUCAAGAAGAUAGGGCCAAGACAGAAGAUGGUGGCACAUCCAACGUUAGUUAGAGAAAUUGAGAGAGUAAUUGUUGCUCCAUGUCAGCUGAGCAGUUCUCGAGGCAGAUACUUCCGGUGACUAUAAAUAUGAGGUGAAGAUGACAGAGAAGGGGUUCUUAAAAAUCACAACUCGACACCACUUGUCAAGUGAUAUCUUUUUCUUUUUUUCCUCUGCAAAUUCUAGCCAUUAGUUGUAGUUCUGGAGCUCUCACUGAAUCUCCAUAUAUAAGGAGUAGGGUAAUUUAAUGUAGAUAUGUCUCGUGAGUUACAAAAUAUCGAACAUCUGUUUAAACUUUGUUUAUUUUAUCGUUAUUCAAAAAGUUAAGGUGCAAAUUCAAUUUUGUCAAACUCUAGUUUUCUCGCCGAGAAACAAAACUAUUUAAUAUAAUUAAUCCAUGAAUUAUUUAUGGAUCCGAUUUCUUCGUCACAUCUACUAGAGUGGUAUUAAAGAUAUACCUAAAUU
Molecule: messenger RNA, 2203 nt
Organism: Linum trigynum
Lineage: Eukaryota; Viridiplantae; Streptophyta; Magnoliopsida; Malpighiales; Linaceae
Source: the annotation of a GenBank genome assembly